Messenger RNA from Fonsecaea erecta, 2043 nucleotides. RefSeq lists its product as hypothetical. NCBI's taxonomy places the organism in Eukaryota, Fungi, Ascomycota, Eurotiomycetes, Chaetothyriales, Herpotrichiellaceae. Gene Ontology annotation, biological process: signal transduction; regulation of GTPase activity. The record is from RefSeq and is a predicted model, not a curated record. Bases 1 to 2043 code for a protein of 680 amino acids. The transcript is spliced from 2 exons. Gene Ontology annotation, cellular component: cytoplasm.
AUGCCAAAAGCGCCGACUCUGCCCCAUCUCAACUUGGCUCCCGACAACAAUGACGAUAUUAAUGGUCUGUCCCCUGCGACACUGAGCCCUCGCUCGACGGGCUCUCCUCACACUCCACGAUCGGCCCCGACCUCCCCAUAUUUGCAGGGCCCUCCACCCUCUUUCAUGUCGCAUCAAGUGUCUGUAUCUCAAGACGAUGGAAACGAUGGCUCGCGUACAGGACCCAGGUCUCCGCGUAUAACAGCAAUGCCCGAAUUGCCUCCCUCACCAGCUCCUCAGUCACCAAAACAUGCCCGAGAUCCCUCCAAGGGUUUCUUUUCCAACCUAAUGGCUUCGAAAUCCUCCCACAGACUGCAUGCUUCGGAGACUAGCAUUCCAGAGAACGGAGAGAAACCAAACACAAGGAGCCGGGCUAGUUCAAAAGAGAGGUCCCUACAUUCGGUUAAAAAGCAAGAAUCAACCCCAGAGUUGCCGAAGGUUGCAUCAAGCAAUAGUCCCAGCAAUGAGAUUGAGCUCCCAGCUUCGGCGGAAUCAAUCCCUUUCCAGCCCGCUCUAGAGCCACCACCGGCGACCAAAAAGACGAAAUCCAAGUUUGGCGGCAUUCUCGCAAGGACCAAGACCGUGAAACUGGAGGAAACAGCACCCAAACAGAAGCACCCGCCGCCAAGUCAUCUGCAGCUGGACACCUCUAAUUCCGGCAAUGACCACAUUGAGACAUCUCCAAGGACUGCACCCAUCAAGUUCGACCACCGAGAGAGGGCAUUUGGCCUUGAGAGUGGUGCAACCGUGCGAAAUCGCUCAGUAGAUCGACAGACCCGCGACGACUCGCAGUCAAUGAAGAGAGAUCGGCCGACGGCGGGUAUACCUGUGUCCCAUUCCUUCCGAGAUGGGACAACGCUUCAAAUCUUAUCGAACCUUGGGCAGACUGGCAAAGGCAUGGGAGACCGCAUCGGCAAGGCUGGGAAGGGCUUUUUUGGCAAGAUCACACGGAGUGGGAGCAGUAAUGAACGCGAAACUCUGAUGGUCACGGAUGACAAUUACGUAUGCACAACAAUCAACCUGCCACUUGUUAAGCAAACCCGGAAAACCAGGAUAGCACGACGUCUGGAGUCAUCCAAGGAUAAGACCGAAUUCUGGAUGCCGGCCUUGCCAUGGCGUUGCAUUGAUUACCUCAAUAUGAAUGGCGCCGAAGAAGAAGGCCUGUAUCGGAUCCCUGGCAGCAACAGAGAUGUGAAACACUGGCAGCGGCGCUUUGACACCGAGUACGAUAUCAACCUCUUUGACGAACCCGAACUGUAUGAUAUCAACACCAUCGGCUCAAUGUUUAAAUCCUGGUUGCGAGAGUUGCCUGACGAGAUCCUUCCCAAAGCGAUCCAAAACAAGAUUGCUACCCAGUGCGCCGGGGCCACUUCAGCGCCUCAAUUGUUGAAAGACGAACUAUCGCGUUUGCCGCCAUUCAACUACUACCUGCUAUUCGCCAUCACAUGCCACCUCAGUCUACUCAACAGCUAUGCUGAGAGGAACAAAAUGGACUAUCGAAAUUUGUGCAUCUGCUUUCAGCCUUGCCUGAAGAUCGAUGCCUUUUGCUUUCAAUUUCUCGUCAUGGAUUGGAAGAAUUGCUGGCAAGGCUGCUGGACUGAAAAGGAGUACCUGGAAGAAGAAUAUCGGUACCAGCGGGAAGGCUCGAUCAACGAAAGCGAGGACCUGGCGAUCGAUGAGAGAGCCAUCUCUUCCAGCGGCAGCAGUCAGCAACAGCAACAACCGCCGUGUCAGCCGCCACCAUCAAAUUCUCAGCAGGCAUCUGCGCAGCAGCCCGUCCCUCCUCGAACCGCAGAUGCCGCGGCACAUCGCAAGUCAACGGCUCCCAGGACAAAGCAGCGGAGCCUGUCUCAGGGUGGAAGUGCCAGGGACAGAUCCAACAGUGCACAUACGCCUAGCCAGUCGGUGCCCGCUGUACCCCGAAUGGUGACGCCAGAGCCCCCCAAAAUGUCGCUUGAUCAAAAAUUGCCAGAGCUGACAGGGCUCUCUCCCAUUAGAAUGUGA